AUAAUUGUUUACUCGUGAUUGAUAAUACAAUAAUUUCUUUAAAAAAUUGAUUAAUGUCAUAAUCAAAAUUUUCUAUGUUAAUUGGUAUUGUGAAAACGCAACAUUAAGGUGUGGCAGGUAUUGAAACACAAGUGACAUCAACUUUAGUGGGAACAAUAUUUUGUGAGAAUUGAUUAUUUUCAAUAAUAUUUUUAAAUAUAUAAAGAAUAUUGAGAAAAAAAAGAUAACAAAAAUGACGGUCGACAAACAAGAUUAUCCAAAAGCAUCAAAUGCUGUAGUUUUUGGAGGAAUUAUAACAUAUAUUGCUGGAUUACUUUUGUUGAUGUCUUUUACAAGUCCUUAUUGGAUUGAAUCGUAUCAUGACACCUUUAGUACCUUCAAACAUAUGGGUCUUUGGGAGUAUUGUUUUGAUCAAUUUCGCUAUCCGUAUUAUCAGUUUGAUAAAUUGUUCGAUGGAUGUCACCAUGUUUUUUCACAAGAAUACUUUGUCAUAAGAGAAUGGUUAUUACCAGUUUGGCUUAUGGUCGUACAAGCAUUUGUAACACUAUCUUUAAUAUUAUCAUUUGCUUCUCAAGCAAUUAUUGUAUUAAUUUUAAUAAGAUGGCCUUUGAGAUUUGUAUUGCACUAUGAAUGGAUUUUAUCUGCUGCAGCAUUUAUAUUCAACGCUACAACUGGUGCCUUAUUAUUUUUGGCAGUCGCAAUAUUUGGAGGUCAGUGUUGGCGCAGGGAUUGGUUAAUGUAUCCAAAUUUCAAUCACUUAUCAUGGUCUUAUGGUCUCGCUGUUAUAUCUUUUAUGUUACAUUCGUUAGCUGCAUUUUUAUUAUAUUUAAAUGCACGAGCAGGUUAUACAUAUCGUAAAGAAUCACGAAAUCUUGUGAUGCAAAUGCAACCUAAUCCACAAAGUCAUCAUGCACCACCAAGAAGUGGAUACAUAUAAUCAGAAGUAACGAACAAAACAUAUAUAUAUAUAUAUAUAUAGAAUCUUUUAUAGUUUAUAUAACAUGAAACAAAGAUACAAUUGUAUUUCAUUCAAUAUGAUAAGAAGAGGUGUUCAAAAUGCGAUAUAGUACAAUAUCGUUCCGUCCAAGUUAAGUAGGGAGACUGAUAAUAUUUUGUUUGUUUAAAUUUAUAUAUAUAUAUAUAUAUAUAUAUAUUAAAUUUAACUUCAAAA
Messenger RNA from Polistes dominula (European paper wasp), 1171 nucleotides. It is a transcript of the gene pck, whose product is annotated as Claudin superfamily protein pickel. Lineage: Eukaryota; Metazoa; Arthropoda; Insecta; Hymenoptera; Vespidae. Gene Ontology annotation, biological process: septate junction assembly; regulation of tube size, open tracheal system. Gene Ontology annotation, cellular component: septate junction; membrane. The record is from RefSeq and is a predicted model, not a curated record.